Molecule: messenger RNA, 1537 nt
Organism: Zingiber officinale
Lineage: Eukaryota; Viridiplantae; Streptophyta; Magnoliopsida; Zingiberales; Zingiberaceae
Product: GDSL esterase/lipase At1g28600-like
Exons: 5
Coding region: 64-1146 (360 amino acids)
Molecular function (GO): hydrolase activity, acting on ester bonds
Source: RefSeq, a predicted model, not a curated record
AAAAGGUGUUUAGGGAUAUUCGGAAAAGCCCACGAAGAGAAGCAAGAUAAGGCAGCGGCAGCGAUGGGGAAGCCGUUCUUCUUCCUCAUCCUCCUCUGCUUCUUCCCCUCCCAUCCCGCCUCCGCUCAGCACUACAACGCCCUCUUCAACUUCGGUGACUCCCUCUCUGACACAGGCAACGUCGUCCUCGCAGGCCUCCCCUACGGCAUGACCUACUUCGGCCACCAUACCGGCCGCUGCUCCGACGGUCGCCUCGUCAUUGAUUUCAUAGCCGAAGGGAUCGGACUGCCGCACCUGCCGCCCAGCACCGCCAACAACACGAACUUUCACCGCGGCGCUAACUUCGCCUUCAUCGCCGCCCCGGCCUUGCCCUUCGACUUCUUCCACCAGCGCGGCCUCAGCCAUGGGCUCCAUGUGAAUGCCUCCAUCCACGAGCAGAUCGAUCAGUUCCAGAAGUUGCUCCCUUCCAUUUGCGGCUCUCCCCAAGAUUGCAAGGAUUUCUUGAGCAAAUCGCUUCUGGUCGUCGGCGAGUUCGGAGGUAACGACUACAACACCGGCCUCUUCGGCGGAUGGUCGAUCACUAAAGUGACCUCUUUCGUGCCCCAUGUCACGCGAGUUGUCGCCGACGGCAUCGAAAGAUUGAUCGGCCUCGGCGCGGUGGAUCUCAUCGUGCCUUCGGUGCUGCCAGUCGGCUGCUUCCCCCUCUACCUCACGCUCUCCGACUCCUCCGAUCCGGCCGAAUACGGCCCCCGUACUGGCUGCCUGAGGAAGUUCAAUGCCCUGGCUUGGUACCACAACGCCGAUCUCAGGCGGCAGCUCGACCAGCUUCGGAAGAAGUACCCGGCCGUCUCGAUCCGUUACGCCGACUUCUACGCCCAGAUCUUCGAUUUUGUCACCGAUCCUCUCAAAUACGGAUUUAAAGCUGGAGCCCUGAGGACCUGCUGUGGAGCUCCCGGAAUGAGUAAAUACAACUUCAAUCUGGAAGCCAAGUGCGACCAAAAUGGCUCGACCGUGUGCUCCGACAUCUCGGCCCAUGUGAGCUGGGACGGGAUCCACAUGACGGAGACCGCGCACCGCAUCAUCGCCCGAGGGUGGCUCAGUGGCCCCUACGUCAACCCUCCAAUUUUGAGCUCCCCUGCCAGCUAAAUCAAUGAACAUGAUUCUUCGAUAGGAUUGAGUCUUGUGCUUUACUUGGCUCGAUCAAUUACUUAGUUGGAGUGAUACUUGUGAUGGUUUCUGAUACUGCCAUAGGUGGUCUAGUCCAUUCGACAUAGAGAUCUCUACGAAAGACUAAAUAGGUUUUCAUCCUCAUCCAGUCUUAUGAGAGAAACUUGUGAUGCCGAUUUCACUGUACGCAUAUACUUACGAUGAUUCUUUAUUGUCUUAGCCUUCAACAACGAUUCUUCCAGACAAGAGGAGUUAGAGUUGACUACUCUACUUCGUCUUCAACCUCAUUAUGAUUAGAAUUUGGAAGGAGCGUGUUGUAUCUUUGAGAGCAUGAAAUAAAAUAAAUUAAAGUGGUAACUAUUCACAAUGA